UUCAGAAAAAUUAUGAAAUAAAAUAAAAUUUAAAAUAAAUAUAUGUAUAUAUAAUUAUAUCAUAAAUAAAAGACAUACAUUUUUUACAAUUAAUAAUAAGUUCAGUUGGUUCGAGUUAAAUUUGGUUGUUUUGGAUAAACACACGAAUCAACCCAUCGCAUAAGAUUUGUAUUUAUUUCAAUCAAAUUCAAUCCAAAUAAGUUUGUAAUCCAACCCAAAAGCCGUACUUAAUUGAUUGGGUUGAUAAUAUUUUUCGGGUCAUCGGAUUUUUUAAACACCCUUAUUUGGAAUGAACUUCCCGAAUGGGCCUUUUGUCUUGGUGGUUAGGGAGGAGGACGAGCAAUAAUUAAUGAUUGUUAGAGGCAUGAAUAUUUGUUGAUGGAGGAAGGGAAUCAUCAUCUUUUUUGUUGAUUAUACAUUUUGUAUUAUACGCUGCCUAACUUAGAACUUGACAGAGAGAGCAGGAGUAGAAGGUGGAGUAGAGAUCAAGCAAGAAACACACACAGAGGGAGAGAGAGAGAGCCAGGUUCCCCUUUGUUCCAUUGGUGAAGCAAGCAUAUAUGCCAAAUUUCGACAUGCAAAUAUAUUUUUUCAGCAACACAAACUUGGUUUAAUUAUAAACUUAUACCAUGCCAAGACCAGUCCUCAAAACCCCAACAAAAAAGCACAAGAAAAAGAAGAGAAAACUUCCAUCUCUAAUCUAAGAUGUACCCAGUUGGCCCUUUCCAUAUCUUCAUUUGUACACAUAACUAAGCAAAGUGUCUCUUCACAACUAAAAAAACAAUCCAAAGAAUCCCUCUUUUUCUGCCACUUGUACAACUUUUUAUGCACUCCCUCUUCCUUUAUUUAAUUCCAUCCCAUUAUUUCUCAUGCAGCCCCUUGUUUUGCUCUCUUAUCUUCUCUUCUCUUCUCUUCUGUUUUUCUACGCACACUGUACUCACCGGCAGCCCCUUGAGUUGAUUUAAGUUUGUCCGAGUUUAGGCUGAGGAUCAUGGAUUUUACCAGACUCUGCCUCCUUCUUCUCUUUGUAUCCACUUGUACAACCGAUUUUUUCCCUCAAUGUGAUGGUAGAAGUGUGCAUAGAAAGUCGAAGAAACUCCAGCUGGCGAAAUACUUAGAUGUAAUUGGUCAAAAGGUGAGCCACGUGGAUGGUGCGACAAAUACCCAACCUUACGUGAGCUCCCCAUUCACUCUGCCGCCGUUCGAUUCACUGCCGGACAACGCGCCACCUUACUGCUCCUAUCCCCCAAAUACUCCUCAGACACCUUCCUCGCCCUUCACCUACAUUUCAUCGCCGCCACCGCCGCCCUUUUAUUAUCUCCCGCCAGUGCUCCCUUCUCAGAGCCCACCUCCGACCCCAACCUACGGUUUUCCUCCCUCUCCACCCAACCUCACCCCGCCUUACUAUUACGAGCCCAGCCCUCCAAGCAACGUUCCGAGCCCACCCUCUCCGAUGGUGUUCGUGCCGAGCCCACCCGUGUUCCAACCACCGGUCAUUUACCCUCCACCGAGCGUGCCGCCCCCUCCCCACUCCGCACCCAAUAUAGCCCUCUGGUGCGUCGCCAAGCCCUCCGUGCCUGACCCAAUCAUUCAAGAGGCCAUGAACUAUGCCUGCGGGACGGUGGCGGAUUGCGAUUCCAUUCUCCCAAACGGCCCCUGCUUUCUGCCUAACACACUCUACGCCCACGCUUCCUACGCCUUCAAUAGUUAUUGGCAGAGAACCAAGGUGGGCGGCGGCACUUGCGAGUUUGGUGGUAUUGCCAUGCUUGUCACCGUCGAUCCCAGUUAUGAUGGGUGUCAUUUCAUUUACACAUAGGCAUUACGAUGGAAUGGAAUUGUUUAUCCACUUUUGAAGACACGUGAGAAAGCUGUACAGAGUAGAAUUUUAGAACAUAAAACCACUCUCCAUUUUUCCCUCACUUUUUUUUUUUUUUUUAAUAAUUUGGUUGGAAUAAAUUAAUAAAUAGAUAUCUGUUUAACAGUUUUUUUUUUUUUUUUUUAAAAAAAAAAAAUUAUUCACAUUAUCUUCAUUUUGAAACAUGUCUUUUUGAAAUAAGGUAAAAUGAAAAAAGAUUGUGGUUAAACAGGAAAAAUUUGUAUACUAAACACUUCCAUAGAUGGACUAAUAUAUAUGUCAUAAUUCUUUAAUAAUAAUAUAAAGUCUAAUGUUAUUGAAUAAUUUUUUUUAUUAAAAAAAAUCAAAUGCAAACAUAGAGAGUAUGAGGUGGCUACAGAAGGAAUGGAAUUUCUUGCAAAAGCGUGUGAAUGCAAUGUAAUUUAUUAUUAUUUUUUAAAAACAUAAAAAUUAUUGGGGAUUAU
This is a messenger RNA of Benincasa hispida (wax gourd), 2319 nucleotides long. RefSeq names its product Carbohydrate-binding X8 domain superfamily protein. Lineage: Eukaryota; Viridiplantae; Streptophyta; Magnoliopsida; Cucurbitales; Cucurbitaceae. The record is from RefSeq and is a predicted model, not a curated record.